Messenger RNA from Durusdinium trenchii, 2091 nucleotides. NCBI's taxonomy places the organism in Eukaryota, Dinophyceae, Suessiales, Symbiodiniaceae. The record is from the annotation of a GenBank genome assembly.
AUGCCGUCUUCCUCAUCUUCCUCGUCGGAAGAUGAGACGCCUAUCGAACUCAUAGAAGCCAAGGGAUCUUCCUCUGAUGAAAGUGCCCCGCCAGCACGUUCGGGGGAACGUGGCAUGGUGGGCAUGUGGACGUGGCCGUGUCCCAGAUGCUACGGGAAAACUUUCGAUAUGAGAGUUCAGCUGGGCACUCUAAAGCCAAUCGAUUGGGAUAAGCAGACUUUGGCUGAGAAGUUUCGCUCGGCUCUGCAGAAGCGGGGGUUACUAGGUGACUUGCAGAAAAUGAUCGUCGUAUCCGAGCCCCACAAAAAGUGGGACGCUCAAACAGAGCGUAGAGAGCAACACUAUCAUGUGGUAGUCAAAUUCCAGAGGCCGUUCGCUCACUACAAAGUGAACCAGGACAUGUCUGCGCUGGGAGCAAAAGGUUUUUGGACGUUCAAUUUGUGUGGCCUUGCCGCGUAUUUGCACUACAUCCUCCGAGAAAGCGCAAAGAAGAUAGGCGCAGACAUCGAUCCAGAACCAUACUUCUGGCCAGAGAGUUUCACAGCAUCACACGCGGCAGAGAUCAUGGACAGAGUUUCAAACAGUCAGCUGCAUCGAAAUGGAAACGAAGGUGUCAAAGCUGCUGUGCAAGCGUCGUCCAAGCGACCGGAAGAGUGCUCCAAGCGUCCGACCAAGCGUCGGAAGUCAUUGUCCUUUUCGGAGUUUACGGACCUGGUCAUAGAAGCUGGGGUGGAAACGGAACAGCAAUUAUUUCAGUUGGCCAAGGACCAAAAACUGAAAGGGCGCGAUCUUCUUUGGAAUUUUGUCGGCCAAGCAAUCCAUCCAGAGCGGCUUCUGGCCAGGUGCCUGCGUGCUUGGAAUUCGGAGAAGAUGCCCCCAACACUUCUUCAUACAACUUCCAAGUUCGGCGUGGCUGACUUCGAGAUUCCUCCCGGUCUCCAGGAAUGGCGUGACAAACACCGAUUGGAUCGCACACUGGUUCUCAGUGGGCCUGGGAACUGUGGCAAGACGGCUCUGUGCGCCGCCCUGCUGGCGGAACACGGUGCUUACUAUUUUUUGGACAAGCUGGAUGUGGUCAAGCGAUGUUUGUUUCAAAGCACGACAUCUCUUUUGGUUGACGAUGUAUGCCUCCGAUCUGCUUCGGUUGAUGACGCCAAGUCCUGGCUGGACAACACCGUUUGCAGGUUUGCGUCCUGCCGACACGAGGAUGGUAUGUUGCCUCCGGGCAUGCGGUGCUUCACGACCAAUUGGGACAAGCGUGGGUUCCUGCCCGACGAAGCCCGGCAUGAGGAACACUUGGUGGCGAUUGAGCGGAGGAUGUGGUUUGUUGAGGUCGGUUCUGAUCUUCGUAAGAACAGUGCUUCUUUGACCAGUUCCUCUUCGGCGGUGCUGCCACUGCCAGCUUCCGAUGAGAUGUUGCAGGUCCUCGCGGAGGAGUUGAAUGACUUGAAGCAACGACGGGCCGCGAUGCGCGCGGCCAACCGUGCAUUGGCAAAGCAGGAGAAGAAUAUGAAAAAACGACGUGCCCGCCUGAUGCAGGCUGCCCGGCAACUCAGCCGUGACGACCUGUUACUCCUGGUGCACCAAGCGGGAGCAGGAGGUGGUGGAGCUGCAGUGGUCGCAGCUGGUGGUGGAGAUGGCGCGGAAAGUCUUCUGUGUGAAAAGAUCCCCGGAAUUGUGGCUGUCUAUGCGCGUGUCACUCUCGGAGGUGGUGGAGCUGCGGUGGUAGCAGCUGGUGGUGGAGAUGGCGCGGAAAGUCUUUUGCGUGAAAAGAUCCCCGGAAUUGUGGCUGUUUAUGCGCGUGUCACUUUCACAGGUCAUGGUGCUCCCCCUCCAAAUCUGCCAGCUGGCGCUGCAGCUGGCGUUGCAGGGGAAGGUCUAGACUGUUUGUUUGCUUUCUGCGUGUGUGGAGCUCUUGGCAGACCAGGUGCGAAUGAUGUGGAGGAGGCUGAUGCCAUUUCAUCUGAGAGUGAUCGCGGCGAAGGCGCGCGGGUGGAUGUGGUUUUGAGUGUGUUGCUCAUGGCCGAAGUUUGCUCUAAAUCAGUUCUCAUUGGAGGCGGUGCUGCUGAUGGUGAUGGUGAGGAAGACUAG